AGUGUGGCUGUUUACAAGGAAACACGCAAUGGAAUGGUCGGAUCAGACUAUUCAACUAAAUUUUCAACUUGGUUGGCACAUGGGUGUUUAUCUCCACGACAGAUCUAUUGGGAACUAAAGAAAUAUGAGGCAAAGAGAACAUCAAACCAGUCCACAUAUUGGGUUGUAUUUGAACUGUUGUGGCGCGACUACUUUAAAUAUGUUGGACUGAAGUAUGGAGAUAAACUUUUCUAUUUAGAUGGUGUAAUGGGGAAGCACAUUGAGUGGAAACGAGACCAAAAGCUAUUUGAAGCUUGGAAAGAGGGUAGAACAGGUGUCCCUUAUGUUGAUGCAAACAUGAGAGAGAUGGCAGCUACUGGUUUCAUGUCAAACAGAGGCAGACAGAAUGUUGCUAGUUUUCUCACUAAAGAUCUGAAGCUGGAUUGGAGGAUGGGAGCAGAAUGGUUUGAAUCAAUGCUGAUUGACCAUGAUGUAUGCAGUAACUAUGGCAACUGGCAAUAUAGCGCUGGUAUUGGCAAUGACCCCCGUCAAGACAGGAAGUUCAACAUGGUGAAACAGGGACUCGAUUACGACCCCCAGGGAGAGUAUGUGAGACUUUGGGUGCCUGAGCUGGAGAAUCUCAAGACUGGUGAUGUGCACACCCCUUGGGCUCUAUCUACAGGGCAACUGGCUAAUGCUAAUAUAGAGCUUGGCAACACAUACCCUAAUCCUAUAGUGGUUGCCCCUGAGUGGAGCCGACACAGUAAAAAGGUGGUUCAGAUAGAGGGUCAGGUCGUGGAGGGGGUAGAGGUAGAGGGGGACAGAAUAGUAGCCGUGGGGGGAGAGGACAUCAAAGAGGCAUCGACUUCUACUUCCAGAACUCUAACCCAACAACAUAAUGUUCUUAAGAGUUCAACAUAGUGUUCUCAUCAAUACUACUACUCUACAAUAAAACAUGUGUUUGUGGAACACCUUCGUAUCUCUAAAAAGUGUUCGACUUGGGAGGUGUUUCGCUUACAGUGGACCAUUUUGAACUUUAAGUCAGUUGGUCAUUG
Messenger RNA from Owenia fusiformis, 1034 nucleotides. NCBI's taxonomy places the organism in Eukaryota, Metazoa, Annelida, Polychaeta, Sabellida, Oweniidae. The record is from the annotation of a GenBank genome assembly.